CCUCUUUCGUCUUCUUUCAUCUUCUUCAUCAUUCUGUCGAACCCAAAUAUAGUUCACAUUCCCGACGAAACUUUCUCCGGCAAUUCUCGCCGGAAAUGUGGAAUCUCCGGCGUCUCUCAUGCUUAUUUGUGCUCCUCUCCUGCUUCUCAGUUACUACUCAAGCACUUAACAAUGCAACCACUAAAUGGCUCACACUACACGGACAUGCACCAUUAGUUAUAGCACGUGGUGGAUUUUCUGGAUUAUUGCCUGAUUCAAGCUAUGAUGCAUAUAUUAUGGCAUUGGAAACUAGUUUGCCCAAUGCAAUUAUUUGGUGUGAUGUGCAACUCACUAAAGAUGGGGUUGGCAUUUGUUUUCCUGACCUCAAGCUCGACAAUGCUUCUGACAUUGAUUUUUACUUCAAAAAUAAGAAGAGUAAAUACUUAGUGAAUGGAGUACCAACACAAGGAUGGUUCUCUACAGAUUACAAUUUCAAAGAUCUCGCGCCCGUCACCUUGAAGCAAGGAGUUUAUUCACGAACUUCAAGAUUUGAUGGAACACAGCAAAGCAUUCUUACUGUCCAGGAUGUGGUAAACCAAGUGAAACCUCCGGGAUUAUGGUUGAACAUCCAGCAUGACAACUUCUUCGGCCAGCAUAAUUUGAGUAUGAGAAGUUAUAUUAUAUCCCUGUCCAGGAGUGUUCUGAUCAACUAUAUUUCAUCGCCCGAGGUGAAUUUCCUCAGAAGUAUUCUGUCACAACUCAAUUCACGAGUUACGAAACUCGUUUUCCGAUUUCUCGGACAGAAUGAUGUUGAGCCUUCAACAAAUCAAACGUAUGGUUCUUUAUUGAAGAAUCUCACAUUUAUCAAAACCUUUGCCUCUGGAAUUCUUGUUCCCAAAUCUUUUAUCUGGCCGGUGGACAACUCCCUCUACUUACAACCAUAUACGUCACUUGUCUUAGAUGCUCAUAAAGAAGGUCUUCAGAUUUUUGCAUCGGAGUUUGCAAAUGAUGUACCUUUUGCUUACAAUUACAGCUAUGAUCCCACAUCUGAGUAUUUGUCCUUUGUUGACAAUGGCAACUUCUCUGUUGAUGGAGUACUGUCUGACUUCCCAGUAACUCCAUCAGCGGCAAUAGAUUGCUUUACUCAUUUGGAUAAGAAUGAUAAAUCUCGAGAAAAGCUUCUGAUUAUCACAUCUGAAGGAGCAAGUGGUGACUACCCGGGUUGUACUGAUUUGGCAUAUACAAAAGCUGCUUCGGAUGGUGCGGAUGUUCUUGACUGUCCUGUUCAAAUGACAAAGGAUGGAAUACCCUUCUGCCUGGGCUCUAUUAAUUUGAUAGAUAAGACUACAGUUUUUCGAUCGCCAUUCACCAAUAUUGCUAGUACUGUCCCAGAACUGAACAUAACUAAUGGAAUAGUCACCUUUAACCUUACUUGGGAUGAGAUUAAUAGCCUGAAACCGGAAAUAACAAACCCAUGGUUAGAGUUUAGAUUGUACCGAAAUCCAAAAGCCAGAAAUGAGGGAAACUUUGUUUCAUUGGUGGAUUUCUUGACAUAUGCAAAAAAUGCCACAACUGUAUCUGGUGUCAUGAUCAGCAUAGAGAAUGCAGCUUACCUGGCAAAUCAGGGAUUUGGUGUAACUGAUGCUGUUCGUGAAGCCUUAAGGAAUGCUGGUUAUAAUAAUCAGACAGCGAAGAAAGUUAUGAUCCAAUCAAAAGACAGUUCAGUUCUGAAAGAAUUUAAGAAAAACCGCUAUGAACUUGUUUACAGGGUUGCUGAUGAUAUCAGUGAUAUUGAGAGCUCAACUAUAUCCGAGAUCAAGAGCUUUGCUAGUUCUGUAAUUUUAACCAAGAAUUCUGUUUUUCCAAGCGAGAGUAAGUUUCUUGUUGGGAAAACAAAUGUGGUGGAGAAACUGCACUCAUCAAAUCUCUCAGUAUACGUUCAACGCUUUAACAAUGAAUUUGUGUCUCAAGCAUGGGAUUUUUUCUCAGAUUCAUCCGUAGAGAUAAACAAUUAUUUCGUUGGAGCUGGCAUUGAUGGUGUUAUAACAGAUUUCCCUCGCACAGCUGCUAGAUACAGAAGGAACCGUUGUUUGCGUUACAAAGUCCCACCACUGUAUUUUAGCCUUGUUAGUCCUGGAGUUCUCCUACAAUUCAUGUCUCGUCAAUCUUUGCCACCAGCAGAAGCUCCCAGCCCAAUACUUACCGAAAGUGAUGUGGUUGAGCCACCUCUACCUCCUGUUGCAAAGAUAACCCCUACUGCUCGCAAUGAGUCUACAGCUAAUGCUGCUCACACCUCUCCAAUCGGUCAAUCCUCAGUUGUAGCCGGCGUUUUCACAUGCUGCCUCACCAUUCUUCUUGCUGAUCUUGUCAUCUUUUGAUCUCAGUAAGACCAUUUUGUGCAAUUGUAUCUCCAUUUUGCAGUUAAAUUUCAUUUUUUUAAAAAAAUGAUUAGCCUAUAUUUCGUUUAUUAGGUCAAUCAAUUAAAUAUUAAGAAUGUAAUUAAUCUAAAAUUAUGUUAAUCCUUUGGUAAUAUGAGUAAAACAUGAUAGGAACUUUUUGUUACCAAAAUAUUAUAGCAGUGU
Solanum stenotomum is the source of this 2561-nucleotide messenger RNA. Its product is annotated as glycerophosphodiester phosphodiesterase GDPDL4-like. The transcript is spliced from 9 exons. NCBI's taxonomy places the organism in Eukaryota, Viridiplantae, Streptophyta, Magnoliopsida, Solanales, Solanaceae. Gene Ontology annotation, biological process: lipid metabolic process. Bases 96 to 2357 code for a protein of 753 amino acids. The record is from RefSeq and is a predicted model, not a curated record. Gene Ontology annotation, molecular function: glycerophosphodiester phosphodiesterase activity.